Molecule: messenger RNA, 591 nt
Organism: Lasiodiplodia theobromae
Lineage: Eukaryota; Fungi; Ascomycota; Dothideomycetes; Botryosphaeriales; Botryosphaeriaceae
Product: Ubiquitin-protein ligase sel1
Exons: 3
Coding region: 1-591 (196 amino acids)
Source: RefSeq, a predicted model, not a curated record
AUGAUCCUGCCCCGCCAAGCACCUGCGGGCGACCCGGCCUUUGAGAGCGACGACGACUAUGUCUACGACUCUUUCUGGUUCUCCCAGACCGGUAUAAUCAUCAAAUAUGUCAUCUUUGGCACCUUCCUGUUCCUCUUCUUGCUCUGGUUCAUCGGUGGCUACUACCACGCCCAGCAACGGAUGAAGAAGGGCCUCGCUCCCUUGGCCUACCACAAGUGGCUCGUUCCGAGGUACCAGCGGGCUCGCUUUGAACCGCAACUUCAAGGCGUAGUCUACUACCGGUAUCAUGGCCAGCAGCCGCAAUACUAUGCUCCUGGCCAGAACGGCUAUCCUAUGCAGGCCUACCCAGAGCCCCCGCCACUAUACAGCCAGGACAUGCCGCCUACCUACCAACCGCCUCCCGGAGCCUCCAAGGUUGAUCCCCAACAACAAUACGGACCCCCGUCCCCGCAGUACGCACCGCCACCAGGACCACCACCUUCCAGUUCCCAGGCACCACAGGGUCCUCAGCAGACUGGUGUUGUCAGUAACGAGCCCACCGCCCCAGCGCAGGCGCAUCACACGGGGAGCUCGAACCCUUUCCGACUUUAA